CGUUUUGAUGACGUCGAGGUAAUGGCCGCUCUCGUUGUGCCGUGCCGAAUGUUUUAUUUUCUCCACCAUAGUGAUUAAAUUUAACUGAUUAUCGUUUAUUGUAGACAGUUGAAAUCAAUAUCAGCUGGAGAGCGAAGUUUUUAUCGCAGCAGUGCCGUCUUUGAAGAGGUCCGGGUCGACAAGAUUAUUCUCUAAUGGAUACUCCUGAAAGCCCUACCCAGUCUCCUCAGUCCCCUGAGGAGGAGGAGGACAAGGGCCUUUCUGACAGUGAGCUGCUGGACUCUCAUGAUGAAGACGAGGAGGGGAUCAUCUCCGACAGUGACUUGGUCAAUGAAGAUGACAAUGGGGGGCUGACUGAGAAAGAUGAGGAUGAUGAGGAAGGGGAAAGAAGAGUUAGAGGAGUGGGAUUGGUUGACGAGGGGGAAGAAGAUGAGGUGGUCCCUGACUUUGUCUCAGAUCCAGAGGAUGAGGAGCCUGUUAGGGAAACAGAAGAGAUGGGACAGGAAGAUGGGACCAUUCUACUGAUGGAGGGGGAUGAUGAUGGUCCCCAGGAGGAUCAGUUAGGUGAGGAGGAGGAGGAGGAGGAAGCAGGAGAGGAGCGAGAGGAUAGAGUGUUUGACACCCCACAGUCUCCAGACUCAGAGCCAGAUCAGGGCAAGAGGUUCAUUGCUGAAGAGGAUGGCGAAGAUGGGGAGGAAGGAUAUGGUGACUAUCAAAAGGAUGCCUUGAUGGCCCAUGAGAGCGCUGAAGUGGAUGACGAGGAGGAGGAAGACAAAAGCAAAGCAGAGGAGGAAGACGAGGACGAAAGGAUUAGAGCCGAGGAAGAGAAACGGAGGAGAGCUCUUGCGAUAAGGGUAAUGAAGGAUGACUCAGCGUCUGUGUCUAGGGACCUGGACGAGCAUGAACUGGAUUACGAUGAGGAGGUGCCAGAAGAGCCCAGCAUCCCUGGACAUGAGGAGGAGGAGGAGGAGGAUGAAACAAAAGGGGAGGGAGAAGAAGAGGAGGAACGUGAGGACAAAAUCAGCAAGCGGAAGGAGAGGAAAACAAUUUUUCCUCCGUCUCCCAAAGACAGUGACUCAAAGAGGACGGAUGACUCCAAAGGGUCUGAGGGGACGCGCAGAGAUUCCCUCAGAGACAAGAAGAAGGAUGAGGAUGAUGGAGAGAUUGAUGAAGGAGAGAUUGAUGAUGAUGAUCUCGAGGAGGGAGAAGUCAAGGAUCCCUCAGACAGGAAGAUCAGACCCCGUCCCAUUUGCAGGUUCUUCAUUAAGGGAAACUGCACUUGGGGUAUGAACUGUCGGUUCAUUCACCCUGGAGUCAAUGACAAAGGUAACUACUCUCUCAUCAGUAAACCUGACCCCUUCUCACCUAAUGGAGCGCCCCCUGGAGGACCACACCCUCUCAUCCCCAAUAAUCCCUGGGCUGCACCUGCAGUGGAAGAGCUUCCUCCCCCGCCUCCUCCAGUGGAGCCUCCUGUGGAGAGUGCCUGGGAAAGAGGACUCCGGCAUGCCAAAGAGGUGCUGAAGAAGGCCACAAUCCGCAAGGAGCAGGAGCCAGACUUUGAGGAGAAGCGUUUCAACGUCACCAUCGGAGAGGAUGAGAGAGAAUUUGACAAAGAGAACGAGUUCUUUAGAGAACGCAGCUACCGCAUCAUCAGAGAUGAAAUGGAAUUCAGGGAACCUAUCUAUGGUGACCCGUAUGCUGAUCCAUACUAUGACUAUGAAAUGGAGGCUCUGUGGCGAGGAGGCCAGUACGAAAACUUCAGAGUGCAGUACACAGAAGCUCCUCUUCCCUACCACUACACUGAGCGUGAACGAGAGCGAGACCCUCGCGAGCGGCAUCGGGACAGAGAGAGGGAGAGAGAUCACCGCGAGAGGGAGCGCAGACAAAGAGAGAGGGAGAGAGAGCGAGAGCGUGAGCGUGAGAAGGAGAGGAUCCGGCGAAAAGAGGAGUGGGAGAGGGACCGGAUGAAGCGGGACGAGAAGGACAGACCGAGGAUGCGUCCUCCUCGAGACGCCAGGGAGAAGAAAGAGGAAGACAAAAUGAAACCACGCUCACCUCUUGGCAUGCCACCAAACAGGCCGAUGGAGCCUCCCUCAAAGAAGGAGAUGAUGCCAGUCAUGAGGCGACCCGACGAGUGGAAGGACCCAUGGCGUCGGUCCAAAUCCCCCAGAAGAAGACCCGGGAUGGGGUCCCCACCACGAGGGCGCAGGCGACAUCGGCCCUCUGGCUCAUCUGUCUCUCUGUCCAACUCCUCCAGGUCCUCAUCACGCUCUUCAUCAUACACAGGAUCCGGGUCGUCUCGUUCCCGAAGCCGCUCUUCCUCAUUCAGCUCCUACUCCAGCCACUCCUCCCAACGCAGCUCCUUCAGCGGCAGCCGCUCCAGAUCCUACUCCACAUCUCCCUCACCGAGUCCAGCAGCACCGAGGACGGCCAAGAACAAACCAGACCCUCCCCCCAUGAUGGCCAAAGGCAUGCCGCCGAAGCCGGGUGCCAUGCCCCCUCCUCGCAGGGACAAGCCUCCCAUGAAGAAGGCUCCCAGUCCUCCUCAUCCUAGUGGACCACAAGGCAGGCCUCAAAAACCCCCGUCAGAGGGAGGGAAGCCUCCCAUCAAUCCUCGGGAGCCUGGAGGUGGAGGUGGAGGUGGUGGUGGAGGUGGUGGUGGUGCCGGAGGUGGUGGAGCCGGGAGACCUCUGCCACCGCGGGAACCUGGAAAACCACCCAAUGCGAGAGAAGAAAGGCGGAGAGAACGGCAGCAGCAUCCUCCACGGAGGCGAACUGUAAGUGGGAGUGUCAGUGGGAGUGGAAGCAGUUAUUCUGGUUCAAGCUCCAGAUCCAGAUCCUCCUCCAACUCCCUCUCACCUUCUCGCUCUGGAUCCAGAAAAUCCAGAAAAUCCAGGUCGCUGAGUGUAAGCAGCGUGUCUUCAGUGUCAUCAGCGUCGUCCAGCAGCAGCUCCGUGCGGAGUGCUGACUCGGAUGACAUGUACGCUGACCUCGCGAGCCCUGUGUCUUCUGCCAGCUCCCGCUCGCCCACUCCAAAUCACCCUCGAAAAGAGAGAGGGAUGCCAAGGGACCAGAUUCCACAUGGCAGAGACAAAAACAGGGAGAGGCCGCCAAAGAAAGACGAACCCUUCCGUGAGGACCGCAGGAAGAUGGACCCGUCUGGUGGACCACCCAGAGGAGGCAACCCCAUGCCUAGGUCAGGACCUGGAAGCAGAGGAGGCCACCCUUUACAUCCCCCACCUGGCAACAUGGGCCCCCCAGGAAGCUAUGGAGGUUCAGGAUCGCACAAAGACAUCAAACUGACCCUCCUCAACAAGCAGCAGGGAGAUAAGGGGAACCGGAAGAGGUACCUGCCUUCAGACAAAGACAGACCAGGUUCCCCAGUCAGCAAGAGGAUGGCCAUGUCUCCAGACCGAGGCCGUGAUAAGAGGAUUCCAGGUCGACCCCCGCUUUCCCCUCGAAUGGACCGACCCAGAGGCCAAGGGCCCCGCCCCAUGCCCCCCCAGGGAGACAGAAAACGCCCUCUGUCCCCACCCUCAAAGUCUUCUGGAAAAGGCCCGGCGCCACCAAUGGCCAAGCAGGUGGCCCCUGGCUCUGCUCCAGCUGCUGGCUCAGGCUCUGGUUCAGGCUCAGGCUCCGGCAAACCCAGCAACACACUGUCCCGCCGUGAGGAGCUGCUGAAACAGCUGAAGGCUGUGGAGGACGCCAUCGCCAGGAAACGAGCAAAGAUUCCCACCAAAUAAACCAAGGCAUCUGUUCACCUGUCUGCUUGUGAGGCUAUGUGAGCCGCAGAAACAGCAAGGGUCAUGGGAGGGUUGAUCCCCUGCUCUCAGUGGAUGUUAAAAAAUGUUGUAUGGUUCAUGUAUACAGGUUAUUGUGAAAGAGGAGAGGAAGUGGCCACACUGCAAUCAUCCUUUACUUGAGGUUUGGCUCUACUCUAUUCUGGAGAGUCUCUCACUCCCGUCUGCCCGAUGUUAGAUCCCCUUAAAGUCUCUGAAUGUCUCAGCUGCAGUUUACCUCAUCAACAAGACAGAGUAAGGAACAUUUGGGCGUUUGGUGAGGAGGGGAGUCUCAGAAAUGGAGUGCAGACUCAACGGAAACAGAAAGGUAUUGAGGUGCGUUUGUUCACUUGCCCCCCACUCUGUUCCUUCAUUCAAAAAGGAAGCACCUCCUCAUGUGGUGUGACAACAGAUUUAUACACAUUGAGUCUACUACUUCUGUCUUUUUCUGGCCAUUUUUAUUGUGCUUUUUUUUAUUUCUCACAUCUUUUCGUCAGUUUCCUCCAUGUUGAGUCAGCCCUGCAGGUUACUGACAGCCCUCACUCUGCUUAUUUGUAUAAAUUCCUGAGCAUCUACAUUCAGUAAGUCAUCAUGAGCCUGUGUUUGUUCACAGCAGACUCAUCUGAAACCAAUGGCACGUCUGGUUCUGUGUGUUAAGAGCAGUGUUCGCUGUCACACUUUGUACAAAAAUAGCAAAUCAUCCGAUUCUUUCAAGUGUAAGAUUAUAGACAACAGUGAUGUGAAGUAUUGCUUCUUUUUUAUCUACAGCAUUUUGUUUUCUUCUAAGCUCUUCCUAAGUGAUAAACUGAUGUUUUAUUUGUGUGAUCAUUUUUAGUUUGAGGAGUAUGAGAUGGAACGGGGGAAUUUAGAGACAAGAUUUGUCUUGCUUUUGUGACAAAAGCCUUCUAAAUAAACUAUUUUGAUAAAGAGAA
Notolabrus celidotus (New Zealand spotty) is the source of this 4711-nucleotide messenger RNA. RefSeq names its product zinc finger CCCH-type containing 18 (gene zc3h18). The transcript has 21 exons. NCBI's taxonomy places the organism in Eukaryota, Metazoa, Chordata, Actinopteri, Labriformes, Labridae. The record is from RefSeq and is a predicted model, not a curated record. Gene Ontology annotation, molecular function: metal ion binding. Bases 195 to 3743 code for a protein of 1182 amino acids.